Messenger RNA from Komagataella phaffii GS115, 1599 nucleotides. RefSeq names its product D-lactate dehydrogenase, located in the mitochondrial matrix. Gene Ontology annotation, cellular component: mitochondrion. Gene Ontology annotation, molecular function: FAD binding; catalytic activity. Bases 1 to 1599 code for a protein of 532 amino acids. The transcript is spliced from 2 exons. NCBI's taxonomy places the organism in Eukaryota, Fungi, Ascomycota, Pichiomycetes, Pichiales, Pichiaceae. The record is from RefSeq and is a predicted model, not a curated record.
AUGUUUUUUCGAAGUUUCUGUGAGAUAGUAAAAAAAUUAAAUGGGUUGAAACUUGGUCAUCUUGCAAGUUACUCUAUAGCUUCCCCUUUUUUUGUUGUUGUUUAUUCUUUGAGACAAGUUAGAAGGAUGAUGAUCAAUCCCACCAGUAGAGCUGUUUUUGGGUUGAGAGUUAAUCUCUCGAGGUGUCUGAGGAGCCUUCCGAGAUUAGCUUGCCGAUCAUACUCUCAGAAAGUCGUUCCCUUGACUAAAGAGACUUACCCAAGUACUGCUAGAAACCAAGCUUUUGCCCGCUUGAGCUCAGAUGAUAUUGGAGAAUUCAAGAAGAUUUUGUCGGAUAAGAAUGUCCUAACUGAUGCCACAGAUCUGGAAUUUUUCAACGAGGAUUGGAUGAGAAAGUACCGUGGAGAAUCGAAAUGCGUUGGGGGUUCUNNNCCUGUCUUCGAUGAAGUGGUUCUUUCUUUGGCGAACAUGAACAAAAUCAGAUCGUUUGAUAAUGUUAGUGGAAUCUUCAAAUUGGAUGCCGGUGUGAUCUUGGAAAUAGCUGAUCAGUAUCUUGCUGAACAGGGUUACAUUUUCCCACUGGAUCUGGGGGCCAAAGGCUCCUGUCAUGUUGGUGGUAAUGUAGCUUGUAAUGCUGGUGGUCUCAGAUUGUUGAGAUAUGGAUCCUUGCAUGGAAGUGUUUUAGGGUUGGAGGUUGUACUUGCUGACGGUACUAUCGUGGACUCUAUGCAUUCCUUGCGUAAAGACAACACCGGAUAUGACACCAAGCAAUUAUUUAUUGGGUCUGAGGGUACUUUGGGAGUCAUUACUGGAGUCUCCAUUUUAUGCCCAGCUCGUCCGAGAUUUACUAAUAUUGCCUUCUUGGGUCUUGAGUCCUACGAAGCUGUACAGCAUUGCUUUACACAAGCCAAGAAUGAACUGGGAGAAAUCUUAUCAGCAUUUGAAUUUAUGGAUGAAGAUUCUCAAGAUUUGGCCCGUAAGUUCAUAAAACAGACACAUCCUUUGGAGGAGACUUAUCCAUUCUACGUCCUUAUUGAAACUUCAGGAUCAAACAAAGAACAUGACGACGCCAAAUUGGAAACCUUCUUAGAGACUUCUAUGGAAAAUGGUAUUGUGAGCGAUGGUACCGUCGCCCAGGACGAAGCUCAACUGAAAACUUUAUGGUAUUGGAGAGAAGGUGUCAGUGAAGCUUCGACAAUUGGGGGUGGAGUUUACAAAUAUGACGUCUCCAUUCCGUUGAAAGACUUAUACGGUCUUGUAGAAGCUGCAAGGGAACGAUUGGAAGAGGCCAAUCUCAUAGGCGAGACCGAUGACUUCCCAGUUCUUAGGGUCCUUGGAUAUGGCCAUGUUGGUGAUGGUAACUUGCACUUGAAUGUUGCAGUUAGACGUUACACUAAGGAAGUGGAGAAAUGCCUGGAGCCAUUUGUUUAUGAAUGGAUCUCUGAGCAUCAUGGUUCUAUCAGUGCUGAACACGGAUUGGGAUUCCAGAAAAAGAACUACAUCGGAUACACCAAGACGGAAAAUGAGAUCAAGUUGAUUAAACAGCUCAAGAACCUUUAUGACCCCAACGGGAUUCUGAACCCCUACAAAUAUGUGUAA